AUGGCGCAGAGUCUGGAUUCCCGACCGGCCGUCGUGGAUUUCCGCGACGAUAGCCCCUGGGUGAAGCUGGCCAAGGCGCACUGGUUGGACACCAAAGUCCGCAAGGCCAAACCCGAUGUCAUCCACAAGCAGCUGUGGCUGCCCUUACAAGAGGAGGGCUUCAACACGCGCUCACUGCUGAUUCUGGAGAACUUGAAUAUUCUAGAGAAAUUCCUCUGGCCCACCUACACCGAAGACGCUUCCAAUGACCAUGUGCUCCUGAUCGCGCUGAUCGUCAGUGUCAAGAAUCGCGAGCAUCUGCCGAUAUGGGACAUCUUUUCCGACCGCGCGGACGAUUUUUCAAGCCUGUUCCAUCGGAUCCUGUCAAUGAGCAUUGAUCAAUCACUGCCCGCCCAAUCUCGGCUCGCAAUCAUCUCGUUCAUCAUCGGCGCUUUCCAGUCCCUCGAAAAUGUCCUGAUCCGGAAAGAAUGUGCGCCCCUCGUUUCCAUCUCGAUCUGGCACAAUCUAGCCAGCGAUGACGCCCGGGACCGUGUUAUUUCCAAGGCGCCGAUGUUGAAAAAGGCGUGGCGCGCGGCAGGCAAGCGAUAUGAUGCGGGAGACGAAACAGCGCAAUCGAAGAUGCGGUUUGAGCGAUCAUGGCUGUAUACGAUGCUACUGGACUUUAUGCAAAAACUGAAUGGUCCCGAAAAGGACCAAAAGGAUAACGUGUUAUAUUGCGAGCGAUUCCUCGAGCUGCUGGUCGAUCUCGAGAGCCAGCUUCCCACUCGGCGCUACGUCAAUACGCUGGUGAAGGACCUCAAUCUUCUCCCCGUUAUUCGGCUGUCGGGUUUAUACCGAGCCGCCGAGAACGCUUUGUUGCGCGAUUUCUACAAUCUUCUCCAGCACUUUGUUUACUUCGCCAUCGAUGAUUACUCCGGCGAGGCCCUGUCUCCCCAAGCAGUGUAUGACAGGCACUGCCAAGAGCUGGCGCAUUUGCAGCGAACUUCGAUGAAGUUUUUCAAGGACAAACUCAUGAUUCUGGCACUGUCUAACCUAGGAUCUGUCGAUCAGCGAUCGGAACUGGAAGGGCAGCUAUCGUCGUUGGAGGAGUCGGAGCUUGAGAGUCUCUGUUCACAUCUUGGCUUCCGAACCAACUAUCCCAAGUCGGCGAACGUCGAUCCCCGCCGCCAUUUGUUCCUCGAAGUUUUGUUGUCACUCUAUGAACGAAAGCCCACCUUCCAGGAAGCUGCUUCACGACUGAGCAUUGUUCCCACAGAAGAAAAUCUUUACGACCUGGCCCUGCUGAGGAACGAGACAUACGAUGGAUCACGCCCGCUUGCCAUCCCGAAGUUGAAUCUCCAAUACCUAAGUCUUGGGGACUUCCUUUGGCGCUCGUUUCUUCUAUAUCGCUCAGAGGCAUUUUUCCAGAUCCGUAAGGACAUGGAAGCCAUUGUCAAGCGAAUGCAGCCCCGUGCAAACCGGGAUGGUAGCUUGGAAUUCCAGGGGUUUUCUCGUAUGGCAAUCCCCAUUUCCAAACCUGCCAUUAUUGAGGUUGCGCCGGCAAAAGUCGGCUCCACAAACCCAGCUUUUGUCCGCGCUGAAAUCGCCAUCGAGGUGGGUAGACUGGCCGAUCAUGUGCGCAAAGAAUGGGAUUCUCUGCGACCAGAUGAUGUCGUCUACCUAAUGGCUGUGCAGACAGAGUCCCCUGCGCAACUCGGCCAGGAAACGGAUGGCCCACGUAUGACCCACCUUCGAACAGCGGAAAUUGUGCAGGUGCUUGAUGAACAAGGUCGUCCAUUGCGGCAGACGCAGGCUGGCCAGAGCAAUGGAUACAAUUCUAGACCGCGGCUGAGGAGGUUGCUGGUCAACCUGGAUGCCUCUGCUUUUACCUCUGACAAGGAUCGUCAGCAGCAUGGCAAGCCAGAUAUCUAUCCUUUGAUCAACGUUGUUGCCCGGAGAAAGGGUCGGGAGAACAACUUCAAGUCGAUUCUGGAAACCAUGCAAAAGCUCAUCGUCUGUGACAUGACACUGCCCUCGUGGCUUCAGGACAUCUUCCUGGGAUAUGGCGAUCCUUCCAGUGCUCAAUACACUCAGCUGCCAAACCGCCUAGAUCGCAUUGAUUUCCGUGACACUCUGUUAGAUUGGUCGCACUUGGUUGAGAGCUUCCCGGGCAAGAUUAUUGAACCGUCAGGCCAAGAGACUUCGAGUUUUGGUCCUCCUUACGUCCUCGAAUACGUCGACAACCAACCAGCAGUGGAUGAUACUAGUCUGUCGAAAAAGCGACGACGAGGACAGGCCGAGCAGGCGCAACAGGAACCGAGCACCGUGCGCGUUUCUACAUACAAGCCGCCUAAUCCCGGUCCUUACCCGGUUGAUGCCCCCAAAAUUAACACAGUACGCUUCACGCCUGCGCAGGUGGAAGCAAUCGCGUCUGGGACACAGCCUGGUCUUACUGUCAUUGUGGGGCCACCCGGUACUGGCAAGACGGAUGUUGCAACACAGAUCAUCAACAAUAUCUACCAUAAUUUCCCCACUGAACGCACUCUGCUUAUUGCGCACAGCAAUCAGGCACUCAACCAACUAUUUCAGAAGAUCAUCGCUCUCGACAUCGACGCGCGCCAUCUACUGCGACUGGGUCAUGGUGAGGAGGAGUUGGACACCGAAACCAGCUACAGCAAGUAUGGUCGAGUCGAGUCCUUCCUCGACAAUCGCAACUACUACCUCACGGAGGUGAUGCGACUAGCAGCUUCGAUUGGGGCAGAAGGCGCACAUGGCAAUUCCUGCGAGACGGCCGGCUACUUCAAUACGGUCUAUAUCCAACCAGCUUGGGCUAAGUUCUGGGAUCAAGCUGGUUCUGAGACUGUCUCGAAUGAAGAGCUUGUCGCUUCGUUCCCAUUCCAAUCGUAUUUCUCGACUGCUCCGCAACCUCUGUUUGACCUGGCUGCUUCGAAAGAGGCGACGCUCGAUGUCGCUGCAGGUUGUCAACGGCACAUUGCUCGCAUCUUCUCCGAGCUCGAGGAUAUCCGUCCAUUUGAGAUCCUACGCCAACCCCGGGACAAAGCGAACUACCUUCUGAUCAAGGAGGCACGGAUCAUUGCAAUGACCUCCACCCACGCAGCCAUGCGGCGCCAGGAGAUCGCUGACCUUGGCUUCCACUACGACAAUGUCGUCAUGGAAGAGGCCGCACAAAUCACCGAGGUCGAGAGCUUCAUCCCCACCGCUCUUCAGAACAUGAAGAACGGUGAACUCCCUUUGAAGCGCGUUGUUCUCUGCGGUGAUCACUAUCAGAACUCUCCCAUUAUCCAGAACCUCGCGUUCCGCCAGUACGCCCACUUUGAGCAGAGUCUCUUCCUGCGUCUGGCACGUCUAGGUGUUCCGACCAUUACAUUGGACAAGCAAGGGCGCGCCAGGCCCGACAUCGCCGAUCUCUUCCGCUGGCGAUAUAAGGAGCUGGGUGAUCUCCCAGUGGUUGAAACUGCACCGGAGUUCUCGCUGGCCAACCCGGGCUUCCAGUUUGACUAUCAGUUCAUCAAUGUUCCGGACUACCAGGGCAACGGUGAGCGAGAGCCGACACCUCACUUCAUUCAGAACCUGGGCGAGGCCGAGUACACCGUCGCCUUGUAUCAGUACAUGCGUCUUUUGGGCUACCCGGCCGCGAAGAUCUCGAUCCUGUCUACUUACGCAGGCCAGACGGCUUUGAUUCGCGAUGUGCUGAACCAUCGCUGCGCUAAGAAUUCCUUGUUUGGCAUGCCCAAGAUCGUGACCACUGUUGACAGGUACCAGGGAGAGCAGAAUGACUUCGGCUACCUGCGCGACGCCCGCCGUCUAACCGUCGCUCUCUCCCGAGCGCGACUGGGUCUCUACAUCCUCGGCCGCCGCGAAGUCUUUGAAUCCUGCUACGAGCUCAAACCCGCUUUUGACCGUCUCUUCCAGCGCCCAGAUAAGCUGAUGCUCGUCCCGAACGAGAUGUUCCCAACCACGCGGACCCUGGACACGACCGUGGAGGGCACGCCGAUGGAAAGCGUCGAGCAUCUCGGGCAGUACGUGUUCGAGAUGACGCAGGCAAAGGUCAAGGCCAUGGGUGAAGGCCAAGUGACCAUUGACGAGGCUAUGCUUGAUGGUGACGAAGAGGGUCUUGACGAGGAUGAGGAUCUUGUAUGA
Penicillium riverlandense is the source of this 4140-nucleotide messenger RNA. RefSeq names its product RNA helicase aquarius. The record is from RefSeq and is a predicted model, not a curated record. The coding region runs from base 1 to 4140 and encodes 1379 amino acids. Gene Ontology annotation, biological process: mRNA splicing, via spliceosome. Gene Ontology annotation, molecular function: mRNA binding; helicase activity. NCBI's taxonomy places the organism in Eukaryota, Fungi, Ascomycota, Eurotiomycetes, Eurotiales, Aspergillaceae. The transcript is spliced from 4 exons. Gene Ontology annotation, cellular component: catalytic step 2 spliceosome.